UCUCCGCUGGAAUAAUCAUGUAGCUCGCGCCUUAUUCUCCCAGCGUGCUUUGCGGUGUCGGCGGCGCCUGUCUGCUGCUCGCCAUAUUGUGUCUCUGACGGGGAAGGACGGAAAGAAGGAGGAGGAGGAAGAAAGAAGGAAGGAAGGAAGGGGCAGAGACCGCGGCUCUCGACUCGCCUCAGCCCUGGCUGCGGGAAGAGGAGGCGGAGGCGGCGGAGGAGGAGGAGGAGGGGGCGCCGAAGGUGGCAACAACGUCGUCCAAGAGAGCCGAGCCUCGGGGAGGGAGCGGGCCAGCCACCGAGAGGGAACCAACAACGGGACCGCCAUGUCUCAGGCAGUGCAGACAAAUGGCACACAGCCUUUAAGCAAAACAUGGGAGCUCAGCUUGUAUGAACUCCAAAGAACUCCUCAGGAGGCUAUUACAGAUGGCCUGGAAAUAGUGGUGUCACCCCGAAGUCUCCAUAGUGAGCUGAUGUGUCCCAUUUGUUUGGAUAUGUUGAAAAACACCAUGACUACAAAGGAAUGUCUACAUCGUUUUUGUGCAGAUUGUAUCAUCACAGCCCUCAGAAGUGGAAACAAAGAAUGCCCUACAUGUCGUAAAAAGCUUGUUUCUAAAAGAUCUUUGAGGCCAGACCCAAACUUUGAUGCCCUCAUCAGCAAAAUCUAUCCAAGUCGUGAUGAAUAUGAGGCUCAUCAGGAGAGAGUUCUAGCAAGGAUCAACAAGCACAAUAAUCAGCAAGCUCUAAGUCACAGCAUUGAGGAAGGUUUGAAAAUCCAGGCUUUGAACAGGUUACAAAGAGGCAAGAAGCAACAGAUAGAGAAUGGCAGUGGAGCAGAGGACAACGGAGAUAGCUCACACUGUAGUAAUGCUUCGACUCACAGUAAUCAAGAAGCUGGGCCAAGUAACAAACGGACCAAAACAUCUGAUGAUUCUGGUCUAGAACUGGACAAUAACAAUACAACAGUUGCAAUAGACCCAGUUUUGGAUGGUGCAAGUGAAAUUGAACUAGUUUUCAGACCUCAUCCUACACUAAUGGAAAAUGAUGACAGUGCACAGACAAGGUACAUAAAGACCUCUGGCAAUGCCACAGUUGAUCACUUGUCCAAAUACCUAGCUGUGAGAUUGGCUUUGGAAGAACUCCGGAGCAAAGGAGAGUCAAAUCAGAUGAAUCUUGAAACAGCCAGUGAGAAGCAGUACACAAUUUAUAUUGCUACAGCAAACGGCCAAUUCACUGUGUUAAAUGGCUCCUUUUCUUUGGAGCUGGUCAGUGAAAAGUACUGGAAAGUGAAUAAGCCCAUGGAGCUCUACUAUGCACCAACAAAGGAACACAAAUAAGUCUGACAAGCUUUCCGUUGGAACUGUACUUGCUUUUAUAGCUCUGGUUUAUUUUAAAGAAAUGAAGCGCCAUACGCUGCACCAUGGACAACUGCUGAGAGACUCUGGUUAAUGAAUAUUCAUAUUAAUUAUUAGGCAGUAUUUUGUGUGAUAUUUUAAUUUAUAUAUAUAUAUUACUUUUGGAGAUUAAUCUGUACAUUCCAUUGUUGCUGUUAAAUGUACUUUUUGAUUUGGUGGCUCUUGUCCUAUGCGCAUGAUGUUAGAAGCAGCAAAAGCCAUUUUGAAAGCAUGUUUUCAUGGUGGUGCAUCUUGUGUUGACAAACACACUAGCACCUCAGUGAGUGCCGACAAGCAAAGGACCAGUUUCAACAUUGUUUGAAUACUUAUGGUUAAAAUUUGCUAGCAGGUAUGGACUAAUUACGAGUCUGAGGAAAAUGUUAGCGCUGGAAUGUUUAUUCACAGCAGUAACUGAACUAUACAUAGAGAGAUGGGCCAAAAUUAACAAAAUGAAGCUCAAUGGGGACAAAUGCAAGAUACUCCACUUAGGCAGAAAAAACAAAAUACAAAGAUACAGAAUGGGGGACGCCUGACUCGAGAGCAGUAUGUGUGAAAAAGAUCUUGGAGUCCUUGUGGACAACAAGUUAAACAUGAGCCAACAAUGUGAUGUGGCAGCAAAAAAAAAAGCCAGUGGGAUUUUGGCCUGCAUCAAUAGGAACAUAGUGUCUAGAUCUAGGGAAGUAAUGCUACCCCUCUAUUCUGCCUUGGUUAGACCACACCUCGAAUACUGUGUCCAAUUCUGGGCACCACAAUUGAAAAGAGAUAUUGACAAGCUGGAAUGUGUCUAGAGGAGGGCGACUAAAAUGAUCAAGGGUCUGGAGAACAAGCCCUAUGAGGAGCAGCUUAAGGAGCUGGGCAUGUUUAGUCUGAAGAAGAGAAGGCUUAGAGGAGAUAUGAUAGCCAUGUAUAAAUAUGUGAGAGGAAGUCACAGGGAGGAGGGAGCAAGCUUGUUUUCUGCUGCCCUGGAGACUAGGACGCGGAACAGUGGCUUCAAACUACAAGAAAGUAGAUUCCAUCUGAACAUAAGGAAGAACUUCCUGACAGCGAGAGCCGUUCAGCAGUGGAACUCUCUGCCCCAGAGUGUGGCGGAGACUCCUUCUUUGGAGGUUUUUAAACAGAGUCUAGAUGGCCAUCUGUCAGGGGUGCUUUGAAUGCAAUAUUCCUGCUUCUUGGCAGGGGGUUGGACUGGAUGGCCCAUGAGGUCUUUUCCAACUCUAUGAUUCUAUAUAGAUUGCCCUGGCUACAAGUCCUGCAUUCUGAAUAUGAAAGGUAGCUUUAUAUGUAACAUUGGCCAGAGUCCUGUUGAAGACAUUACAGAAGUUAUUCAAUACCUAUUCCAUAUUGCUGUCUUCUUCCUCCCCACCAUGAUAGAAAGCAAUUUUCAAAUGCUGAAUGUAUGGGGGAUUUCCUGACAGGGAGUGAGUAAGGGCCCAUUUGGCUGCGAUUCUGCAGCUGAGAAAACAACAGAAGUUGCCCCUCUUCUCUUCAGUGUACAUCAUGGUAAUCUGAGAGAAAGAUGCCUGUUCUCUUCUCCUUGGUUCAGAACUGUAGCAAGAUACUACUGCCUGGGUGCCUCCUGGCCAUCAGGGUGAACUCUUGUACUGGGAAGCUCCCCAUGCAAUGUAGGAUCUCCUCUGUUCUCACACAGAAC
Molecule: messenger RNA, 3044 nt
Organism: Anolis sagrei ordinatus
Lineage: Eukaryota; Metazoa; Chordata; Lepidosauria; Squamata; Anolidae
Gene: RNF2
Product: ring finger protein 2
Cellular component (GO): ubiquitin ligase complex; PcG protein complex
Molecular function (GO): ubiquitin protein ligase activity; chromatin binding
Source: RefSeq, a predicted model, not a curated record